CUGUUGGUUGUGGAAUCGAUAGGCGUACACAUUGAAAGUAAAAGAGGAUUUGGCGUCUUUACGUCUACAUCUACAGAAUUCUUGUCAUGGGAUACAGUGGAGGACAUACUUAUUAAUGAGGUAGUGAAAGGGCAAAGAGUGCUCUUUUAUCUUACGUUCAUCGUGAGAAAGACGAUCGGCAGGCAGAAUUCGAGGAGAUUAGUUCCACUCUUUCAAGAUCUCCUACCCGAGAGGAAAUGCCUGGAGUACAUGUACGGACGCUUAGCCAAUUUGAUUGGCUCGACCAGGAGAAGGAGUCUAUCCUAACUAUUCCUGGCUCCUACUGGCUAUGCCACAAGAAGAACAUAUACAAGUUUAUCUUCAGAUAUCACCGUACGGUGAAAAACACCAUGCAAUUUUCGUACGGAAGGGAGUUAUUGAAGAUCAUCAGAAGAAUUAUAAAAUGUCAUCCAAGCCAGGGUCAACAGUUCGGAACGCAACACCUCCUUGUCACCUACAAUUGCACAUCCUGGACCCGUCAGGACAAAAUGUUCGCGAUACUGAAGUUCCAGCAACGGACCAACGCUGCGGCGUUCUCGCACGCGUUCGUUCUAACUAUAAGAAUCUGCCCAUCGUCGGAGGAGUCGCUGUUCAACAGGAGAUACCCCAUCGUCAAGGAAGCUGACGCGGGUGCUACGUUCCAAGAUUUGAGCGUUUCCUUGGACACCGAGGAGAAAAAUACCAAGUCCAUGACAUACACUACCGACAAAGUGUCGUCGAGGAGGACGAUGCCGAGCUCUCAAAUGAAGAAAUUAGACGAAAUUUCAGACUGUAACAUAAUCGAUGUUACAUCGGAGACUACAGUGCAUCCCAGUUCCCAAGAUAGCGUUGUAACAAACUCCAUAAAUGUUCAUGAAUUGCCGGAUGCAAGAAUGGAAAAAAAUGCGACAGCUACAGUCGAAGUGGAUCUCGUUGAUAAUACAGAAUUUCAUGACAAUACAGGCGAAGCUAAAUCUGUGAGCAGUGAUAUCGAAAGAAACGCGGAACAUCAUCCUCUUGAUGCUAUGCAAGAAAGAUCUUUCAGAGCCAGCAAUAGAAUCAGCGAGAUUGAAAGUAAAGACGCAGAGGAUGUAGAUGAGGAAAUUAAAUCGGCGGUAAUAAAGCCACCGGAUCAAGAAACCUUGAAUACUCGGAAAUACAAGAUAUUCUCUUCAAUGCAACCUCCCGUUACGGGAAUAAUAAAACACAACGUUGAUAAAUGGUCGUCAAGUAGAUUCAGUUUUCUGAAAGACCCGAUAAAGAGAGGCAACGCUUGUGCCAGCAACAAUAAAGACGACGGCAACGGUAAAGAUGACAAAAAGGUGAGCAGUGACGGUAUUGCGGGUUCUCUCGAUGUGCCAUAUCAAUAUUUCAUUGAGAAAGAGAUAGAGAGUGCAGACGACGCUUUAUCUAGCGACCAGCCAGUGCAAACAAGCUCGCAAGCCACGGCGAAGAAUGCGGACAAAGACGGCAUUCCAAAAGUAAUUAAGGAGAGUGACGAACGCGCAAACGUUCAGGCUUUGUCGAGUGAGGAUAAUCAAGGUCAAAAUAGUACGUACAACAAGUCUAAAGUCCGUAAGCAGAGGAGUAAGGAGUGUGAGAGAAAGACCGUUCCUGAGGAUAAAAUUUUACGUUCCUCCAACAUCACUGACCUAGUGAUGGAGGGUCUGAUGUUCACCAUCAAGCAAGAUAAAGACAGCGUGGCUGUGAUCGAGCAGAAAACCAAAUUGGAGGUGGACGAGGUGUUGGAGAAUUCGGAGAAGGUCGAGACGAAGGCCGGGGAGAAGUGUUUGGUGAAUUCGAGCUUGCUGAGGCUGGAGAACCUAGUAACGAUGAUAGACUCGCCUCGAGGAAAGCAAGACAAGACUGGCCACGCAAGUGGCAACAGCGCGCAUUUACUGCCAUUACAUACUUUGCCAAGCCGCACUGUACAUAAUUUAAGCGAUACUAAUUAUGCAAGUAGAAGAUUGGUCAAGCCGGAUGUUUUCGGUUACAACAGGCACGAUGGGAUGGAUGACAACAGAACGGGUCUAGUCCCGUAUCGAUCCCGCUGGCAGCAGCAUCAUGAUAUCCACGAUAUCAACGAUAACACCAAUCUAUUAGCGAGCGGAGACUUGAUAAAGAAAAGCGACGGAUUAAUGGAAUGGCAAGACAGCAAGACUAACGAGCAAGACAGGAAAGAUAAAGACCAAAUGGAAGUGAAAGAAAAAGAGAGAAAAUGUGAGGAAGAGGAGGAGGAGGAGGAGGACAUUAUGCCUGAGAAUCUGUCAUCCAUAAUAUUCUCGGAAAAGGCGAACGCAGGAUUGCAAGAUACGGAUUUGCUGAUGGACGACAUAGAAGACAUCAAACAGACUGGCAAACACGAGUCACCCAUGAACAAAUGCUCAGAUCCGAUUGAGAUGCGUACGGCGGAAAUUCCCGACGACGAGUCGAAAUUCCUGAAUCUACAGGACGUUUCGACUAAACGAAGACUAAAUACUCCCAGAGUAAUUUCUGACAAACUCAUCACUGUCGAGCAGAUGCCGCCGGCUCUGCAGAAAAUAUUACAACAUAAAUACCGAACGCGCCGACUUUUCCCGGGGGCAAGUCGUUUUUUCAGCAAGGCACUGCAACGUGACGAGAAAGUUCAGCAUUCGAUAACGGAAAACGUGGUUUCCAAAGCUAGCGUCUCGUCAUUGGAGGACGAGCGUGGGAAUUCCGAGAUAGCAAAUAAAUCCAUCGACGACGCGGUCGACCCCGAAGAGACCAAAGGCGGUAAGAACGAGUCUAGCGUGACGGUCGACAAGGAUGAAUUUGACUUGAAGGUCAACAAGCAUGUAUCAGAGACCAAUGACCGGCACACAAGAUAUGCGAGAAGAAGUAGCAGUUCGGAGACUCAUCGGGUUUCGCGGAGGAACUCGACGCUGAAGCACGGCUCGCCGAGGAAGCUGCAGGAUAUCACGGAGGACUUCUUCUGUGACUUGAUGCAGCACACGCAUAGCAAGAGCAACAGCAUCCAACAGAGAUGCCUCAGGCAGAGACGCAAGUCCUUGGACAAUCCUGACGACAUGAGAAAGGGCAAAGUUCGCAUCGAGAUGCUGAAGUUCAUUCAGGACAUCACGGAGGGAGUGAGAGUGGUGGUGAAGCGGCUGGACAUGAACAAUAAGUCGCACCUGUUGCAGAAGAACUCUGCUCUAGCAACGUAUACGCACAUGUAGACAAAAUUCGACGCAGAACUUGCAAUUUAUUACACGCAUCUUGUUGUACAUUUGUCAUAAGCGCUGCAUAGUCUCCUAAGUCAUGAUCGCUGUAAAUAUGAGGGCUGUAUAUGAUGUUCGCAUUUCUAUUUCGCUUUUACUCUAAUUGGCAAAUAAAAAUAUUGUUGCUGCUAUUACGAA
Messenger RNA from Ooceraea biroi (clonal raider ant), 3395 nucleotides. RefSeq lists its product as uncharacterized. NCBI's taxonomy places the organism in Eukaryota, Metazoa, Arthropoda, Insecta, Hymenoptera, Formicidae. The record is from RefSeq and is a predicted model, not a curated record.